This is a messenger RNA of Durio zibethinus, 1565 nucleotides long. RefSeq names its product cytochrome b561 and DOMON domain-containing protein At5g35735-like. Lineage: Eukaryota; Viridiplantae; Streptophyta; Magnoliopsida; Malvales; Malvaceae. The record is from RefSeq and is a predicted model, not a curated record.
UUUAAUAGUCUUUAAAGAGACUCAUUUCCUGACCUCUUCCAACUUCCUUGUUCAUUCCCUCCCUACUUUAUUAGAAAUAGAAUUCUAUAUAAAUCUGUGUAGUUGGGGUCCCAAAGUGCUUAACACACCAAAUUACCUUGAGAUACAAUUUUUCUAUAUCCUUUUUUUCAGUUUCGAUAUGGAGAAAUUUUGGAAAAUUGUCCUGUUUUCAUGCCUGGUGGUUUCUUUCUUGGCUUCAUCGUCUGCCCAAACCUGUCUUACCCAAACUUUUUCCAACAACAAGCAAUAUACCAACUGCAGCGAUCUUCCUGCCUUGAACUGUUUCCUCCACUGGACAUAUGAUCAAGCAAAUGGGACUCUUGAGAUUGCCUUUAGACACACCGGCACCACCUCAUCGCGAUGGUCAGCGUGGGCGAUCAAUCCCGAUGGACCAAGAAUGUUGGGUUCCCAGGCUUUGGUUGCCUUUGUCAACUCCAGUGGCGUCGCUCAAGCAUUCACAACAUCAAUUGAUACCAUGACCCCUUCCAUGCAAGAGAGUAGUUUGAGCUUUGGGGUUCCAAGCCUUUCAGCAACUUAGAAUAAUGAAAUGACGAUAUUUGCUGUUCUGAGAAUCUCCGAAAACUUGCUAUCUACCAGCCAGGUUUGGCAGGAAGGUCCUGUGAAUAGCGGCCAACUAGGGAUUCAUCCCACCACUGGAGCCAACGUUCAAUCCGUUGGAAGUAUCAAUUUCCUUACAGGACAAUCUGGUGGGAGUGCAUCAGGUUCAAGAACUAGACGAAGAAAUGUUCAUGGAGUACUGAACACUGUCAGCUGGGGAAUCUUAAUGCCUUUGGGAGCCAUAGCGGCUAGGUACAUGAGGGUGUUCAAGUCUGCUGACCCAGCAUGGUUUUAUCUCCAUGUUGCUUGCCAAUCCUCGGCCUAUGUCGUUGGUGUUGCAGGAUGGGCAACUGGUAUUAAGCUCGGGAGCGAUUCUGCUGGAGUCACACAGAAUCCCCACAGGAACAUUGGCAUUGUCCUCUUCUGCCUCGGAACUCUCCAGGUCUUUGCUUUGCUUCUGAGGCCGAAGAAGGAUCACAAAUACAGAUUCUAUUGGAACAUCUACCACCAUUCCAUUGGUUACACUGUCAUCAUCCUGAGCAUCAUCAACAUUUUCGAGGGUUUCGACAUCCUUCAACCUGAUGACAAAUGGAAGAGAAUUUACAUUGGCAUUCUCAUAUUUUUGGGCAUUAUCGCGACUUUGUUGGAAGCAUUCACUUGGUACAUUGUUCUCAGGAGGAGGAAGACAGGGUCUGAUAAGCACUCGCACAGCAUGAAUGGAGUCAAUGGAGUGAAUGUAUAUGGUGCCGGUGGACAGGGCGUGUAAAAAAUUUUUUGGUUAGAACUUAGGCUUUUUUCUAUUUAGUUUUUGUUCUUAGGUGUUACUAAUACCAUUGACAUUAUUUUUCUUUCUGUCAGUCUAUUACACCAUGAGCUUAAGGUGUUUUGGAUGACUCCCCUUUGUUAUUGCAGCAUAUUGUUUUUUUUUUUUUUUGUUGUCUUGUAGUUAUGUUGUGAUCUCUGAGUUA